AUGAAUGAAGAACCGCCACCAUAUCACGUCCAUGAUCCCAGUCCGGAUGUCAGACUAACCGCAGCCCCAGUCUACGAAUUGACUGCCCCCAUCAAUUCGCAGCCACACAGCGUGCAUGGCACCACCAUCCCAUCAUCACGAGAAUCUGACCUGCGUAAUAUUCGCCGUCAGGCAAUUGAGCAUUCGGGAUUCAUCUCGGCAACGCCGUACUUUGAACUUCGUCCACCCAGCCAUCCACGACCCCAUGACUUCUUCGUCCAUACUAUUGUGGUCAAUCCGGAUACUGGCCCAGAGACAACACCAUACCCGUCGCGUAACUCCCUGUUCCAGCUGCGCGAGGUCGACGAAUAUGACUGGACGACAUUCGUGAAUCACCUGUUUCCUCCAGUGUACCGGGCGGGUUCGUCCGGAUCCAACCAAACAACAAGGCCAAGCCCGACGGCCACAAGACGACAUUUUUCAUCCAGCAGGACGGUCGACAACGCAAAAUCAAGGCCUGAAGAGCUCACAGAAUUGGUGGACAGGCUGUCUCUUCCACCCACCAAGCGAUCCACGCCGGGGGGCCUUCCUCCUCCCGCAGACCCUUCACGUCUGCGGAGGUUUCGAAUUGAAGCCGUCGUCGAACAGUGGAACGCCGGUUUUUUUGGACCUCGAGGCUUGAAAGUCAUCCUUCUGUUUCUCGAAGACUCCUCGCAAUGGGGAGGAGAGGACACUCCACUUCUCAAAGCAGUUGCCAGAGGUAGAGAGUCCGAAGUCCGCCUUCUCCUCGAGCACGGUUCACAGUCCAUCGAAGCACGAAACAAGAAAGGCGAGACUGCCCUCUACCGGGCAGUCUCUCAAGGAGACAAGUCGGUUGUCAAACUAUUGCUAGAAAACAAUGCCGAUCCCGAGGCUCGACCGCCAGGGGCUAAUAGCCCCCUACACAUGGCGGUAAUGAACGACCGUUCGACCAUUCUCAAGAUGCUGAUUGAGAGAUCAACGCAGGGUCUUGAAGAAGUGACUUCAGCAGGGGAAACCCCUCUCUACCUCGCUGUCUCCCGCGGGCAAACAAAGAACGUCACAUCGCUCCUGGAGGCAGGUUCCAAUCCUCACGCAAGACCCAUUGGGAAGGACACGAUGCUGGAUCUCGCAAUUAACAGGCGUGAUUCUUCCAUCGUAGAACUGUUAUUGAAAGCGGGCGUCGAUCCGAACCAGAGGAAUAGAGACGGAGACACGCCACUCAGCCGUUUUGUAGCGGUGGGCAGCACAAACCUGGUCAAAACCCUCCUCGAAUACGGAGCGAACCCCAAAGCGAAAAAUCGAAAAGGAGAGACCCCUUUGUCGGUGGCCGUCAGCCAGGGCCACUCGUCCAUCGUCGCUCUCCUGCUCGCGAGAGAGGACGUCGACAUCGAUGCCGAAAACAGCAAAGGCGAGACCCCGGUCUACACAGCCAUUUCGAAAGGUCACAGCUCCAUCAUCGAACUCCUGCUGAAGCACGGCGCCGACACCAACAAACGCCCUGCUAAGGGAGAGACGGCGCUCAAUCUCGCCGUCUCCCACGGGAACAGCACGCUGGUGAGCCAGCUACUCGACCGCGGGGUGGACGUCAACAUCGCGAACAAAUCUGGAGACAGUCCCCUUUCUCAAGCGGUGUCACGCUCCGACCACUUCAUCAUCGGCCUGUUGCUGAGCGCUGGCGCGGAGGUCAAUGUCGUCAACACCGCUGCAGAUCCAAUCAUCUAUCGGGCAGUCAACAAUGGUAACGCGACAAUCACCUCACUUCUGCUGGCUCACGGUGCCAAAGCGAAUGUGCAGAACCACAGCGGUGAGCCGGCCCUGUAUCGGGCAGUUUACAGGGGCGAUGCAUCGACCAGUGCGCUGCUCCUCUGCUAUGGGGCUGAUCCCAGGGGUACAAGUCCCACAGGAGAACCAUGUCUAUAUCGAGCGGUUCAUCUGGGAAACACCCAGCUGGUCUCGCUACUACUUGGACACGGAGCAAGUCCUGACGACGACGUCAAUCCCAACGGAGAGACGCCACUCUAUCGCGCUGUGUACAGAGGUGACGUGUCUAUUGCGACGAUGUUGCUCGGGAAAGGUGCCAAUCCGACCACACCCAGUGUCAACAGCGAGUCUCCAUUGCAGUACGCGAUCAGAAAGAACAACAAGUCCAUGGUGGAGAUAUUGAAAAAUGCCUCGCUGCAAUUUUCGGAUGUAAAAAGGGGGUGA
This is a messenger RNA of Fonsecaea erecta, 2205 nucleotides long. RefSeq lists its product as hypothetical. The record is from RefSeq and is a predicted model, not a curated record. Gene Ontology annotation, molecular function: protein binding. NCBI's taxonomy places the organism in Eukaryota, Fungi, Ascomycota, Eurotiomycetes, Chaetothyriales, Herpotrichiellaceae. The transcript has a single exon. The coding region runs from base 1 to 2205 and encodes 734 amino acids.